AUGUAUGCUGAUGACCUGUGCUUCUUAGCAGAAUCCCCAGACGGCCUGCAACAGCUGAUGUCCGCUUUCCAUCAAGCGUGCUGCAAAUUCGGCCUAAAGAUCAGUGUCAAAAAGAUGGAAGUAAUGUUUCUAGACAUACAUGGUCGUGAGACACUGACCAUUAAGCUUGGUGAGGACGUGCUGAAACAGGUCGAUAAAUUUCGUUAUCAGGGGAACACUAUAACAGCUAAGGGUGACCUUGAUGCCGAGAUCAACAAUAGGAUAAGUGCUGCAGCUGCAGCAUUGGGAAAGCUGUGUUCCAAGCGUUUAGCUGACCUCGACCCCAAGCGCGAUGAGCUCAAAGACCGUCCACUCGCCGCCAUUCAUUAUAAUUAUGAGAGUGGUAAGCUCACUUGCCCACUUUGUGCAAGGGAGUUUGCUGCAAAAAUCGGCUAUAUAAGCCAUCUCCGGGCGCACCAGCGCCAAGCCCUGUAA
Messenger RNA from Melitaea cinxia (Glanville fritillary), 474 nucleotides. RefSeq lists its product as uncharacterized. NCBI's taxonomy places the organism in Eukaryota, Metazoa, Arthropoda, Insecta, Lepidoptera, Nymphalidae. The record is from RefSeq and is a predicted model, not a curated record. The coding region runs from base 1 to 474 and encodes 157 amino acids. The transcript has 2 exons.